UUUAUCCGUUCCAUCCUCUCCGGCGCAGAGAGUGAAGGAGAGGUUCAUUCUAGAGAGAGAAGGAGAAACUCUAGAGAGAGAGAUUAUGGUGACCUUGGUCAUGAACUCUGCAACUCUUCUGCCAUUGUGCUCCCUAUCCUUAUCACCAUUAAAAUCACCUACAAUUACGAAAACCCAUGUUUCUCUCUCUACCCAGGCUCCUCACUCUAGGCCCCUCGCCAUGGCCAUGACUGGAAAGAGUACAUGGGAAGCUCCUGGCUUCGACCCAAAGGCUGGCGUUCCCAUAUACAAGCCCAAGUCGUAUGAGGUUCUCGUGUCUGAUGCUGCCAAUUCUCUGGCUUAUGCUCUCGAUGAUGGGAAAAAUCGCCUUGAAAUCGACUUCCCGCCAUUGCCCAGCAGCAUUUCCUCAUAUAAGGGAUCUUCAGAUGAAUUCAUCGACGCCAAUAUCCAGCUUUCGUUGGCUGUAGUUAGGAAGCUCAAUGAAAUGAAGGGAACCAGGGCUUGCAUUGUUUUCCCUGACAAACCAGAAAAGCGUCGGGCUUCUCAGCUCUUCAAAACAGCUCUUGAGACAGUGAAUGGUGUGACUAUUGGUAGUUUGGACGACGUACCAAGUGGCCCAGUGUCAACUUUCUUCAAAUCCAUAAGAAAUACAUUGGAUUUUGAUUUUGCCGCGGAUGAAGAAGGUCAAUGGAAGUCUGACGAGCCACCAUCGCUGUUUGUUUUCAUCAAUUGUAGUACGCAGGAUCUCUCUGUCAUUGAGAAGUAUGUGGAAAUGUUUGCUGCAUCUACGCCAGCUCUUCUUUUCAAUUUGGAACUGGACACCUUGCGAGCUGACUUGGGCCUUUUAGGUUUCCCCACCAAGGAUUUGCAUUACAGAUUCCUUUCUCAUUUCAUCCCUGUAUUCUAUAUUCGAAUUAGAGAUUACUCAAAGACAGUUGCAGUUGCACCUUACGUUUUAAACUAUAGCGGUGCCUUGUUUCGCCAAUAUCCAGGGCCUUGGCAGGUAAUGCUAAAACAAGCUGAUGGCUCUUUUAUUUGUAUUGCUGAAAGUUCAGAACGGUUCACAUUGGGUGAGACAAAGGAAGAACUUUUGAGAGUUCUAGGACUGAAAGAAGAGGAAGGAAGCUCCCUGGAAUUUCUGAGAAGAGGCUAUAAGACUGCAACUUGGUGGGAAGAAGACAACAAUCUUGAGAUUUCUUCUGCCUGGAGAAGUUGAGCCACCUGAGCUAAUUGUUGAAACUAAUGGAGAUGAGAGAUAUCAUUAUUCUAUCAGUUUCCACAGGUAAUUUUGAUAAUUAGUUUUUGUAGGUGAUCUCCAAUUUUUUUGUCCUUUCAGUUGUAAACAGAGGGUGUAAAUUGUGAUUAUUUUCUCCUCAAUCAAGUGUAUUGGCAUCUUUCAUGCCACUGUGUUCCAAAAUUUUGAUGUGGGGAAAAUGAAUACUCAUUGUAAAACAAUAAUAUUACAAGUUAAUGGAGAGAGUUGCCAUUCUUGUAAC
Messenger RNA from Amborella trichopoda, 1496 nucleotides. It is a transcript of the gene LPA3, whose product is annotated as Low PSII Accumulation 3. NCBI's taxonomy places the organism in Eukaryota, Viridiplantae, Streptophyta, Magnoliopsida, Amborellales, Amborellaceae. The record is from RefSeq and is a predicted model, not a curated record.